AUGGAAGCCAGUGGAUGCAAAGUUCCAACAUCAGACAAUUCUUCAUUGUCAUCUAUCAUCUUCCUUGUUUUCUCAGCACUGGAGGCUCUCGUUGGGAUGGGGCUGAAUGCUUUGAUUGCCGUGGUGAGUUGCACCCAUGGGAUGAAAAACAGACAGCUGAAAUGUGUCGAUAAAAUCUUGACUGCUCUGGGCGUCUCCAGGUUUUGCCAACUGUCCAUAUUCAUAGUCAAGAUUAUCUGGAUGACCAUCUCUUCUACAAAUUUUGAAAUGACCCGCAUGUAUCAUCUGGUCAAAGGUACCAUCUGGUUCCUAACCUCUAUCUGUUUCAACUUCUCAGCCUGCCUGUGUUUCUUUUAUUGUGUAAAAAUUGCAAACUUCAGGCACCGCCUGUUCAUUCACCUGAAGAUGGAAAUCUCCAGACUGGUACCCUGGAUGCUCCUCGUUUCUGUGUUUGCAUCACUGGCGAACACUUUCCCUUUUUUCCAUGGUCUUUAUAGUAUCACUUGCAAAAAUAAUACUGGUUACGGCACCUCAGGAAACCAAACACUCGAAGAUCUUACUCUGGAAACAAAUUUGGUUUACCUGUUUGUGUUUUGUGGCACGGGGUUUUCGGUGGCGUUCUCCAUGUCCAUCACCUUGUCCGGCCUCUUACUCUUUUCUCUAUGGAGACACACCCACCUGAUGCAGAAUGGCUCGACCAGUUUCAGCGACCUGAGCAUGGCCGCCCAUUUCAAGGCCGUGAAAACGAUAAUGCUGCUCUUGAUCGUUGAUAGCGUUAAUUUUGUAGGGUUGAUGAUCCUGCUGUCCAACAGGUUUUCAGAGAGAACUCCUAUAAACCAGCUUGUCACGAUUGUCGUCUUUGUAUGCCCCACCGUACAGUCCCAGAUAAUGAUCUGGGGCAAUCCCAAACUGAAAAAAGCAUUCACCAGAGUGAUAGAUUGCAUCAGGCACAUGUUCUUGGUUUGA
Messenger RNA from Euleptes europaea (tarantolino), 966 nucleotides. Its product is annotated as taste receptor type 2 member 40-like. The record is from RefSeq and is a predicted model, not a curated record. Bases 1 to 966 code for a protein of 321 amino acids. NCBI's taxonomy places the organism in Eukaryota, Metazoa, Chordata, Lepidosauria, Squamata, Sphaerodactylidae. The transcript has a single exon. Gene Ontology annotation, molecular function: bitter taste receptor activity; G protein-coupled receptor activity. Gene Ontology annotation, cellular component: membrane. Gene Ontology annotation, biological process: detection of chemical stimulus involved in sensory perception of bitter taste; G protein-coupled receptor signaling pathway; sensory perception of taste.